GCUCCUACCUGAUGGUGAACUCCUCACAGCACACCCCGGGCCAGAAAGCUCACCUGCUGUUCCAGGCACUGAGUGAGAAUGACACCCACUGCCUCCAGUUCAGCUACUUCAUGUACAGCCGGGAUGGCCACAGCCCCGGCACCCUCAGCGCCUACGUCCGCGUGACGGGGGGUCCGGUGGGCAGCGCUGUCUGGAAUGCUUCGGGCUCCCAUGGCCGCCAGUGGCACCAGGCAGAGUUGGCGGUCAGCUUGUUCUGGCCCAACGAGUACCAGGUCCUCUUUGAGGCCGUGGUCUCCAGCGAGCGCAGGGGAUAUCUUGGCUUGGAUGACAUUUUGCUCUUGAAUUAUCCAUGCUCGAAAGCACCUCAUUUCUCCCGCCUGGGUGACGUGGAGGUCAACGCGGGGCAGAAUGCCACCUUCCAGUGCGUGGCUGCUGGCAAGGCUGCCGAGGCUGAGAGGUUCCUCAUGCAGAGGCAGAGCGGUGAGGUGGUCCCUGCUGCCUCUGUGAAGCACAUCAGCCACCGGCGCUUCCUGGCCACCUUCCAGCUGGACGAGGUGUCCAAGGAGGAGCAGGAUCUGUACCGCUGUGUCACCCAGUCCAGCCGUGGCUCUGGUGUCUCUAAUUUUGCUGAGCUCCUUGUGAAAGAGCCUCCCACACCCAUUGCACCUCCCCAGCUGCUCCGGGCCGGCUCCACCUACCUCAUCAUCCAGCUCAACACCAACUCCAUCAUCGGCGACGGCCCCAUCGUGCGCAAAGAGAUCGAGUACCGCAUGACCUCGGGGCCCUGGUCGGAGGUCCAUGCUGUCAACAUGCAGACCUACAAGCUCUGGCACCUGGAUCCAGACACAGAGUAUGAGAUCAGUGUCCUGCUCACCCGGCCCGGCGAGGGGGGAACUGGCAAACCAGGACCACCCCUCAUCAGCCGCACCAAGUGUGCAGAGCCCAUGCGGGCCCCCAAAGGUCUGGCUUUCUCCGAAAUCCAGUCCAGGCAGCUGACAUUGCAGUGGGAGCCACUGGGCUACAACCUGACCCGUUGUCACACCUACACCGUCUCCCUCUGUUACCGCUAUUUCGUGGGCACCGGCCACAACCAAACUUUCCGGGAGUGCGUGAAGAUGGAGCGGAACAUCAACAGCUACACCAUCAAAAACCUGCUGCCCUACAAGAACAUCCACGUCAAACUCAUCCUCUCCAACCCUGAGGGUCGCAAAGAGGGCAAGGAGGUGGUAUUCCAGACGGAUGAAGAUG
Messenger RNA from Antrostomus carolinensis (chuck-will's-widow), 1248 nucleotides. RefSeq names its product receptor-type tyrosine-protein phosphatase U-like. The annotation marks the transcript as partial. Gene Ontology annotation, cellular component: membrane. Gene Ontology annotation, molecular function: protein binding. NCBI's taxonomy places the organism in Eukaryota, Metazoa, Chordata, Aves, Caprimulgiformes, Caprimulgidae. The record is from RefSeq and is a predicted model, not a curated record. The transcript has 6 exons.